Perognathus longimembris pacificus (Pacific pocket mouse) is the source of this 2399-nucleotide messenger RNA. It is a transcript of the gene Melk, whose product is annotated as maternal embryonic leucine zipper kinase. The record is from RefSeq and is a predicted model, not a curated record. NCBI's taxonomy places the organism in Eukaryota, Metazoa, Chordata, Mammalia, Rodentia, Heteromyidae. Gene Ontology annotation, molecular function: protein serine/threonine kinase activity; ATP binding; tau-protein kinase activity. Gene Ontology annotation, biological process: intracellular signal transduction; protein phosphorylation; microtubule cytoskeleton organization. The transcript has 18 exons. Bases 154 to 2085 code for a protein of 643 amino acids. Gene Ontology annotation, cellular component: cytoplasm.
UUUGCCGGUCUCUCCUCACGCCUCAUCUUAGCUCCGGACGUCUGGUCGAUUCCUCUGUUUUUCUGUUCAGCCUGCCCGUCCUUCCCCUGCCUUCACCCCUGCCUUCGCCCCUCAGGUUCUUUCUAUCAUUUUGCAUAAACUUCUAAGUGGACUAUGAAAGAUUAUGAUGAACUUCUCAAAUACUAUGAAUUAUAUGAAACUAUUGGAACAGGUGGCUUUGCAAAGGUCAAACUGGCCUGCCACAUCCUCACUGGAGAAAUGGUGGCUAUAAAAAUCAUGGACAAAAAUGCACUAGGGAGUGAUUUGCCCAGGAUCAAAACAGAGAUUGAUGCUUUAAAGAAUCUUAGACAUCAGCAUAUAUGUCAACUCUACCAUGUGCUGGAGACCGACAACAAAAUAUUCAUGGUUCUUGAGUACUGCCCUGGAGGAGAGCUGUUUGACUACAUAAUUUCCCAUGAUCGUCUCUCAGAAGAGGAGACCCGAGUUGUCUUUCGUCAGAUAGUAUCUGCAGUUGCUUAUGUGCACAGCCAGGGCUAUGCCCACAGAGACCUCAAACCAGAAAAUUUGUUGUUUGAUGAAUAUCAUAAAUUAAAGCUGAUUGACUUUGGUCUCUGUGCAAAACCGAAGGGUAAUAAGGAUUACCAUCUUCAGACAUGCUGUGGGAGUCUUGCUUAUGCAGCCCCUGAGUUAAUACAAGGCAAAUCAUAUCUUGGAUCAGAGGCAGAUGUUUGGAGCAUGGGCAUACUCUUCUAUGUACUUAUGUGUGGAUUUCUACCAUUUGAUGACGACAAUAUCAUGGCUUUGUACAAGAAGAUUAUGAGAGGGAAAUAUGAUGUUCCCAAGUGGCUCUCUCCUAGUAGCAUUCUGCUGCUUCAACAGAUGUUGCAGGUGGACCCAAAGAAACGGAUUUCUAUGAGAAAUCUAUUGAACCAUCCCUGGAUCAUGCAAGAUUACAACUGUCCUGUGGAAUGGCAAAGUAAGAAUCCUUUUAUUCACCUUGAUGAUGAUUGUGUAACUGAGCUUUCUGUCCAUCACAGAAACAACAAGCAAACAAUGGAGGACUUAAUUUCAUUGUGGCAAUAUGAUCACCUCACAGCCACCUAUCUUCUGCUUCUAGCCAAGAAGGCACGGGGAAAACCAGUUCGGUUACAGCUCCCUUCUUUUUCCUGCGGACCUGCCAGUACCACCCCAAAGUCAAGGAAUCUGAGUUUGGAAGAUAUGACAACAAGUGAUGAAAAUUAUGCAGCUGGACUAAUAGACUGUAAAUGGUCUGAAGACAGUUUAUCAACUCCACAAACAGCACAGUUUACCAAGCCGUGGACAGAAUCAAAUGGUCUGGAGUCGAAGUCAUUAACUCCAGUAUUAUGCAGAGCAUCUGCCAAUAAGUUAAAGGACAAAGAAAAUGUAUAUACUCCCAAGUCUGCUGUAAAGAAUGAAGAGCACUUUGUAUUUCCUGAGCCUAGGACCCCAGUUAAUAAGAACCAACAUAAAAGAGAAGUACUAACUACACCAAAUCGUUACACUACGCCCUCAAAAGCUAGAAACCAGUGCCUGAAAGACACCCCAAUUAAAACACCAGUAAAUUCAGCAGGAACAAACAAGCUAACGACAAAUGUCAUUAGCCCUGAAAGGCGGUGCCAUUCAAUGGAACUGGGUCUCAACCAAGCACAUUUGGAGGAUACUCCAAAAAGAAAAGGAACCAAAGUGUUUGGGAGCCUUGAAAGAGGACUGGAUAAGGUUAUCACUGUGCUUACCAGGAGCAGAAAGAAGGGCUCCUCCAAAGAUGGCCCAAGAAGGCUAAAGCUUCACUAUAAUGUGACUACAACCAAAUUAGUAAAUCCUGAUCAGCUCCUGAAUGAAAUAAUGUCUGUUCUCCCAAAGAAGCAUGUUGACUUCAUACAAAAGGGCUAUACACUGAAGUGUCAAACACAGUCAGAUUUUGGCAAGGUGACAAUGCAGUUUGAACUAGAAGUGUGCCAGCUUCAAAAACCCGAUGUGGUGGGUAUCAGGAGGCAGCGGCUUAAGGGUGAUGCCUGGGUUUACAAGAGAUUAGUGGAAGAUAUCCUGUCUAGCUGCAAGGUGUAAUUGAUGGAUGGUUUCCAUCCUGCCAGGAUGAAUGUGGGGGUGAGACUGGGUGAUUGGUUUGAUUUUCAAAGUCCAUUAGAACUACAAACUCGUUUCUAAAGACCAAUGCCUUCUUGUUUUUAAACAAAAAGUAUUAUUUCCUGGGUGAAUCUAAGGCAAGCCCAUCUGUCAUUAUCUGUUACUGUCUUUUUUAAUCAGGUGGCUUUGUAUACUAAUAACUGUUGACUUUCCUAGAUUCACUUCUAUAAGAGAAUGUAAGCUCUUAUCUAUGUCUCCUUUUGAUGUAUGAUUUCUUUCUGAAAUAAAACCAUUUG